Molecule: messenger RNA, 2710 nt
Organism: Dermochelys coriacea (leatherback sea turtle)
Lineage: Eukaryota; Metazoa; Chordata; Testudines; Dermochelyidae
Gene: OXSM
Product: 3-oxoacyl-ACP synthase, mitochondrial
Exons: 3
Coding region: 168-1775 (535 amino acids)
Biological process (GO): fatty acid biosynthetic process
Molecular function (GO): 3-oxoacyl-[acyl-carrier-protein] synthase activity
Source: RefSeq, a predicted model, not a curated record
CCUGUUUCCGCCCCGAUCUCCGGGGUGGGAUGGAAUGAAAGAGGGAGGUUUGGGAAUGGCGCGGAGGGGAAAGAUCUUGCCCCCCGGAAAUGGGCCAGGGCUGUUUCCCCCUCUCCUAGAUAAUAGGGGCGGGGCUGCCCCCACCUAGGAGGGGGAGGUUGCCCCCGAUGGAGCGCUCUGGGGCAGGGGGUUAUACUCUGACUCGCACCCGGGGAGGAGCCGGGUGGCUGAGAGGCGCCCCCCAGCCGAGCCCCCUCAGCAGAGCUCUGCCAUUGCUGGUGCGGGAGGCGCGGUCGCAGCGUGUCCUGUGCCCGCCAGUCCCCUGUGCCCGCCAGGCGUCGCGCAGUGAGUGGAGAAACGCAUUUCAGGUUACCCUGGUCUCCACUAUGAUCUCACAGUGCUUACAAGAUUUCUUAAAAAUUGUAAAUUUUCGUCCUCGGAGUUCCAAAUUACAUCAGUGUUUAAGAAGUAGCAAAAAUGGUUUCAACACCAAGUCACUUUCCAAACAUCAAAGGCGAGUAGUUGUCACAGGUAUUGGAUUAGUAUCUCCUCUUGGUGUUGGGACUCAAUUCGUGUGGAAUCGCCUUCUCCAAGGAGAAAGUGGGAUUAUCUCUCUGGAUGGGGAAGAAUAUACAAGUGUUCCAUGUAGAGUGGCUGCUUAUGUGCCAAGAGGAAAUGGCAAGGGUCAGUUCAGUGAAGAGAACUUUGUGUCAAAAUCAGAAAGCAAAUCCAUGUCUUCUGCCACUAUCAUGGCCUUGGGUGCUGCAGAGCUAGCAAUAAAAGACUCUGGCUGGCAUCCACAGUCUGAACUGGAUCUCUUAACUGCUGGUGUGGCAAUUGGAAUGGGAAUGGUUCCACUGGAAGAUAUUUCCAAUACAGGCUUGAUGUUUAAAACAAAAGGUUAUAACAAAGUCAGCCCAUUCUUUAUCCCUAAGAUCUUAAUCAAUAUGGCAGCAGGUCAAAUCAGCAUUAGAUACCAACUCAAGGGGCCCAAUCAUGCUGUAUCAACUGCUUGUACCACAGGAGCACAUGCUGUUGGCGAUUCCUUUAGAUUUAUAGGCUAUGGUGAUGCUGAUGUGAUGUUGGCUGGAGGAACAGAGGCUUCUAUUAGCCCCUUGUCUAUAGCUGCAUUUGCAAGAGCUCGGGCACUCAGCACUAACUUUAACUCAAGCCCUAAACUGGCAUGUCGACCGUUCCACUCACAGAGAGAAGGAUUUGUAAUGGGAGAGGGUGCAGCUGUGUUGGUGUUGGAAGAAUAUGAACAUGCUAUUCAAAGAGAAGCCAGGAUCUAUGCAGAAAUUUUAGGUUAUGGACUCUCUGGUGAUGCUUGCCAUAUAACAGCACCUAAUCCAGAUGGAGAUGGUGCUUUUAGAUGUAUGUCUGCAGCAAUAAAAGAUUCUGGAAUAUGUCCUGAGGAUAUAACAUAUGUCAAUGCACAUGCCACUUCUACGCCACUAGGAGAUGCGGCUGAGAAUCAAGCUAUCAAGAGACUUUUUAAAGAGCAUGCAUACACUCUUGCAGUUUCCUCAACAAAGGGAGCAACAGGACAUCUCCUGGGGGCUGCAGGGGCUAUAGAGGCAGCUUUUACUGCACUGUCCUGUUACCAUGGAAUUUUACCACCUACUCUCAACCUGGAUAAAACUGAGCCGGAGUUUGACCUUAAUUAUGUUCCGCUAACAGCCCAAGAGUGGAAAAGUGAAAAACGACGCAUUGCUCUCUCUAAUUCAUUUGGUUUUGGUGGUAGUAAUGCAACACUGUGCUUUGCUCAUGUUUAGCUUAUAAUGUGUUAUGUGCAUGUAAAUACUACACAUGCAGAUUGGUAAAUGGCCUAAAAAAUAAUUUGUGGUACUGCAUUAUGUUUUGUUGUACUGUAACACUUUUUACAUGAACCAUAUCCCUUUUUAUCCAGUCACAUUGGAGACUUGCUUAUUUUUUUCUUAAGUCUUCCAGUCCUUACCUAUUUAUACUUCAGACUACAAAAGAAUGAAUAUUACUCCUUUAGAGUCUGAUCUUGCAAAUGAUAAGUGCUUUCUUUGAUUUCAUUCACUUCACUAGGAGAUUAGGAUGCUCUGCACUUGGCAGGAUUUAGUCCUUAGUACAACAACUCCUGUUUGAUCAAGAGCCCCAUUCACCUCAUUCUCCCCUUUAAUAUAUUGUUUGCAUUACUUCCGGUUAUUACUUUGAAAUACCAAAUUCAGCACUUUAAUUAGGAAUGUCAUAUUUUAAAAAGAAAGGUAUUAAAGUUGAAAAUGCUCUAAAAUGCUUUAUAUUAAAUUAAAUAUUCAAAAGUACAUACCACUGUUAAAAAACCUAUUAAUUGCUCUUUUUUUUUUUUUUUUUUUUGUCAGUAAGGUCAAGAAGGUAAAAGUAGAAUCUGAAUGGAAUUGUUCUUGCAAAUGGUUUGGUAAAGAUGCGGCUCAGUUAGAUAGAAAAAUUAACCUAUUUCAGUUAUUUUAGGGAGAAUCUGUCAAAACUGAGGGCUUUAUUUACAUUAGUACUAUAUCUUUUAGAACAUCAAAGAAGUAAACUCAGCUGAAUUGCCUUUUCCUCAAAAGAUUUAACAGUGAACAGAAGUUUAUUUGAUUUGAAAGCAUGAUGGUUUUGUGUCUUCUUUGUAUGUAUUGGUAAUCCUGAUUUUGUUUUAAAUUUUAAUAGAAAGAUUUAAAACAAAUAAAAAUUCUCCCACUGUGUUUGCAGUCCAAAUAUUCCA